Messenger RNA from Quercus lobata, 1325 nucleotides. Its product is annotated as codeine O-demethylase-like. The transcript is spliced from 4 exons. The coding region runs from base 113 to 1159 and encodes 348 amino acids. The record is from RefSeq and is a predicted model, not a curated record. NCBI's taxonomy places the organism in Eukaryota, Viridiplantae, Streptophyta, Magnoliopsida, Fagales, Fagaceae.
UGAAAGGCAUGUGCCUCCUUGGUACUGUACUAAUUUUGCUCCUAUAGUCUUGUGAGCUGUAACCUCGCGGACAGUGUACGUCACUGACAGAGUAGUCUUCCUUUCCGCUAAAAUGGAUACAUUUUCCAAGAGUGUGGAAGAAAUGUCCAUCAAUAGCGAAGAACCACCACAAGAAUACAUAGUUAAAGAUUGCAGCUUUGGAUCUAUAGAGUCUUCUGAUCCACUAGCCUCAAUUCCUAUAAUCAAUAUCAGCAUCUUCUCCCUAUCUUCAUCACAUGAUCCUAAAGAAGUAGAGAAUGAACUUGAGAAACUAAGAUCAGCUCUAAACUCAGGAGGGUGCUUCCAGGCAAUAGGUCAUGGAAUUCCAAGUUCACUACUUGACAAGUUACGCGAAGUCGCAAAACAGUUUUUUGUACUUCCAGCAGAAGAAAAGCGUAAGUACUCCCGAGCAGCAAAUGAGGUUGAAGAGUAUGGGCAAGAUCGAGUAGUUUCAGAAAAGCAAAUCCUUGACUGGAGCCAUCGCCUAUGUCUCAAGGUCUUCCCAGAAGAUCAAAGAAGGCUCAAUUUUUGGCCAGAAAAUCCAAGUGAUUUCAAAGAUAUUCUACAUGAAUAUGUUGUGAAGUUGAAGGGUGUGAUGGAUAUACUCUUUAAGGCCAUGGAAAAGGCUUUGAAUUUGGUAGAGGGCAGCUUCUCAAGCCAGUUUGGAGACAACUCACUGAUCAAAGCAAGAUUUAACUUCUAUCCACCUUGUUCUAGACCUGAUAUGGUUCUAGGUGUCAAAGCUCAUUCAGAUAGAUCAGGAACCACAGUUCUCUUGCAAGAUGAUGAAGUAGGAGGUCUUCAAAUUUUCAAAGAUGACAAAUGGAUUAACGUUCCUGUAAUUCCUCAUGCUCUUGUUGUCAAUCUUGGGGAUCAAAUGCAGAUAAUGAGCAAUGGAAUUUUCAAGAGCCCACUGCAUAGGGUAUUGACCAACACUGACAAGUUGAGGAUAUCUGUGGCAACCUUUAAUACGCCAAAGCCGGAUAAAGAGAUUGGACCUCUGGGACAAUUGAUAGACGAGAAAAGGCCAAGGCUAUAUAUAAAUGUGAAAAACUUUGCUGCUUUCAACUAUGAAUGCUUUCAGAAAGGGAAAGUAGCACUCGAGGAAGCAAAAAUUUAAAUUUUCUUCAUGCUUAUCUAUUCUGGUGUUGAAGCAAGUUGAUGGUGAAACUAUGGAAUUAUAUUGUAUUCUGAUGCUUGUGCAUAAUGCUUUAAAAUAAAGCAUAUGAUAUGUAGGGGAACUUUAUCUUCAUUUCUAUGAAUGUCUAAGUGGCUUUCAUAAAUGA